UACAACGAAAAUAACCAGUUUACAGAAAAUCGGUUUCCUGAAUGGCCAACCUGGUUGCAUAUACAUAUUCCAAUUGAUAUUAAAUUUUCUAGGUUAUAGUGAUCAUUUUGCGGUUUUUGUUAUUGUUGCGUCGUCACAUUUGAAAAACAUGUUAGAAAACGUGAAGCACAUCGUAUUGGUUCUCUCUGGGAAAGGGGGUGUUGGAAAGUCCACUGUCAGCACCCAAUUGGCUUUAACAUUUAAGGAAAAAGGCUACAAAGUAGGCUUACUUGAUGUUGAUUUAUGUGGCCCAAGUGUUCCUUAUUUGCUACAAUUGGAAGGGCAGGAUGUCCAUCAAUCGGAUGGGGGGUGGGUGCCAGUUUAUGCAGAUCAAGAACAGAAACUUGCAGUCAUGUCUAUAGGCUUCCUGUUGGGAAACAGAGAUAGUGCUGUAGUUUGGCGGGGACCAAAGAAAACUGCAAUGGUCAAACAGUUUCUAACUGAUGUUUGUUGGGGUGAAUUGGAUUACCUCAUUAUUGACACACCUCCAGGUACGUCUGAUGAGCAUAUAACUAUAAUGGAAAAUCUUAAAAGUGUUAAGUGUGAUGGCGCUAUCAUAGUAACAACUCCCCAACAAGUUUCUAUUGAAGAUGUCAGGAAAGAAAUUACAUUUUGUAAAAAGACUGGCAUUCCAAUUUUAGGACUCAUUGAAAAUAUGAGUGGUUAUGUUUGUCAACAUUGUACAGAAUGCACAAAUAUAUUCAGCAAAGGUGGAGGUGAAGCUUUGGCUAAACUGGCACAGAUAGAUGUUUUGGGUACACUUCCAAUUGAUCCAAGAGUUGGACAACUUUUAGGCAAGGCGUGUGUUAAAGAACUACCUGAGUCUCCAUCAGCUAAAGUGUUCAGUCAUGUUGUUGAGCAAAUUGCUGCCAAAUAAUUGUAUACUUUCAGUUGAUUUAAUUGUUGAAAUUGUAUUUUUCUAUGUGUUUGUUAUUUAAUAAAUAAAUUGAUUUAUGA
Molecule: messenger RNA, 996 nt
Organism: Aethina tumida (small hive beetle)
Lineage: Eukaryota; Metazoa; Arthropoda; Insecta; Coleoptera; Nitidulidae
Gene: Nubp2
Product: cytosolic Fe-S cluster assembly factor NUBP2 homolog
Exons: 5
Coding region: 149-916 (255 amino acids)
Biological process (GO): iron-sulfur cluster assembly
Cellular component (GO): cytosol
Molecular function (GO): ATP binding; ATP-dependent FeS chaperone activity; 4 iron, 4 sulfur cluster binding
Source: RefSeq, a predicted model, not a curated record